UUUAGGGCUGUUGCACCUUUGACGAGGACUCUUCAGUAUCGAUCCGAGAGAGAUCUGGCCCAUGUUGACCUGUGUGCCCGGAGCAUCCGUUGUCUAUCGUUUGAGAGCUUUUUGAUUAGUCACUGUCUGGACCUGAAUAUGAAACAACAUGGCUUCAGAUAGCAUCCGCUUCAUCCUUGACCAAGCCGAGGCCUAUCCUGUUGUUGCAGCUGUGGUGUCGGCGACGAUCAUUGCGACCUUGACAAUGUCACCAGGUCGACUGCUGGGAUAUGCCCAGACCAAGUACUAUCAUUCUCCAGAGACGCUUCAGGUGCGGACCAAGUCGGGCUCUUCGACCUCGUUUGCCGACUUUUGCAAGUCAGUCGUGCCACAGUGUCGGCUGAGUCCUUUUCUAUUCAAUGGACAUCUUCAAACCAUCUGGACAGUGCUCAAAGGCGACGAUAUCCCAAUCUUCUACAAGCGGAAGAUAUUUGAGAACGAGGAUCCGACGUACACGGGGCAAUUCACCGUCGACUUUGUCACAGCACCCAAUUCUUUGUCAGAUCCAGAGCUGCCUCCUCGAACCAGCUACUUCACGGACGAUGAGUUCGACCAGAUUGGCUCUCUGGAUCGCCGUCCAAUGCUAGUUAUGCUGCACGGACUGAAGGGUGGUUCUCACGAGAUCUAUAUUCGACACGUGCUGCAGCCUCUGGUCGGUGCUGGCGGAUGGGAGGCGUGUGUGGUUAAUUCUAGAGGUUGUUCGAACAGCAAGAUCACCACUAGUAUUCUUUAUAAUGCCAGAGCUACAUGGGAUAUCCGGCAGACAGUGAAAUGGUUGAAGAAGACAUAUCCAAACCGACCAUUGUUUGGCAUUGGAUUCUCACUCGGCGCGAACAUUCUGACCAAUUAUAUUGCCGAAGAAGGCGACAAUUGUGUCUUCAAAGCAGCUUUCAUCAUGUCGAGUCCCUGGGAUCUCCAUGCCGGUAAUCUGGCUCUACAGCGAACAUGGUUCAGGAGAAAUGUGUAUUCUAAACAGCUGGGCAAAAGCAUGAGGGCUCUUUUUGAGCUUCAUGUCGAUCAAGUCUCUAAGAAUCCCAAAAUCAAUGUCGAUCUGAUCAGGAGUUGUGAACAUCUCUACGAGUUUGACCGGUAUGUGCAAGGCCCAACUUGGGGCUAUCCCACAGAAGGAGCCUAUUACCGAGACGCGUCGUCGCUUGAUACCGCCCUGGCCAUUAAGAUCCCCUUUAUGGCCUUGCAUGCGGAGGACGAUCCGGUCACGGCCUCUGAAGCACUUCCUCGAGAGGAGGUCGCUGUGACGCCGUAUGGGGUCCUGUGUACCACGGCAACAGGAGGUCACCUGGGCUGGUUUGAACUGGGUGGUGGGAGGUGGUUUGCCAAAGUGACAACGGCAUAUUUCCAAAGGCUCGCCAAUGACAUCGAUCUCGAGUCCUUUACCACGCCUGCGGGCUUCGAGAGGCUUGAUGUCCAGGGCGUAAUAUCUCGUGAAGGGCGGAAGCCGUUGAAGCCAGUCUUUGAACCCCUGCGACGAAAGAUGGGUGUUCCGACUUGAGUAGGACGCAACAUCCUUGGGCAAGACUUGUAGUUGUCGUUGAUUUUGGACAACCACCUGCAGCAGAUAGAGAACGUCGAGAGAUAGAGCAUGAAACUCAAACAAACGACACUCUUUUCUUGCUCUUUGACUUUGACUUCUCUCCUCUCUCCUCUUGGGCUGCAGCGGCUUUCUGCACGUCACCGGUCCGAUCGCCUUUGGGCUUUUUACCCUUUUUCACUUCCUUCAUCUUUCCCUCGAGAAUCUCUCUCUUGCCUUGACUCCUCUUCUCAGCUUCGAUUCUUCGAGCCUCCCGGAUUUCUUCCAACUUUCUUUCUCUCAUCAUUUUACUCUCAAUCUGACCCUCCUUCUGAGCAUUGACCAAUGCUAGGAUUGUCAUCAUACUCUCAUGAUCAUCGACAAAGACCUUGCCCUUCUUCUUUCCCCGGGCAGGUUUGGUGACGCCGGCGGGAGUAAUCAUAUUGAGUUUUGGCAGAUCGAGUUCUUUGUCGGUGUAGACGCGUUGUUUCUUCUUCUUUGUGUUGGAGAGUGCCGAUGAGGAUAGAGUAGCCGAGGCAGGUUUUGUUUUGACUUGUUUGGUCGGACGGUGAACUGGCUUGGACUUUGACGAGGAGGAGGACGACGGUCUGGAAGAUUUGGAGGAAGUAGUAGAGGAUUUGCGCGAAGUAGGAAGUUUUGAUUUGCCCUUUGUGGGCGGUUUGGGCGCCAUUGCAGUGUCUCUG
Messenger RNA from Exophiala mesophila, 2271 nucleotides. RefSeq lists its product as uncharacterized. Gene Ontology annotation, biological process: medium-chain fatty acid biosynthetic process; medium-chain fatty acid catabolic process. The record is from RefSeq and is a predicted model, not a curated record. The transcript is spliced from 6 exons. Bases 149 to 1549 code for a protein of 466 amino acids. Gene Ontology annotation, molecular function: monoacylglycerol lipase activity; acetylesterase activity. Lineage: Eukaryota; Fungi; Ascomycota; Eurotiomycetes; Chaetothyriales; Herpotrichiellaceae.